Molecule: messenger RNA, 1260 nt
Organism: Cyclopterus lumpus (lumpfish)
Lineage: Eukaryota; Metazoa; Chordata; Actinopteri; Perciformes; Cyclopteridae
Gene: sult5a1
Product: sulfotransferase family 5A, member 1
Exons: 6
Coding region: 151-1056 (301 amino acids)
Biological process (GO): sulfation
Cellular component (GO): cytoplasm
Molecular function (GO): sulfotransferase activity
Source: RefSeq, a predicted model, not a curated record
UUUUUGUCUCUCACAGAGCGGAUACACAAAGAGUAGAGUAGAGAGACAGGUACAGAGCUCCAGAAAGGUAAAGUCAAGAGGAAAACUUGUCUACAGGCAGCUGAAAAACAGAGACAGACACUAGCAAACGUAUCUGUAUCAAGGUUGGAUAUGGCCAGGUUGGAUGUCGUGGAGACCUUUCAUGGUUUAUUCUUUCCUGGACACCUGCACACCCAGGAUUCCUUACAACUUGCUCUCAAAUUUCCAUUUCAGGACACCGAUAUCAUCAUUGUCUCGUAUCCAAAGUCAGGAACCACAUGGAUGCAGGAAAUUGUGACUCUCAUAUCCAGCAGAGGGGACCCACACGUGUCCCGAAGUGUCCCAAACUGGGCAAGGGCUCCCUGGCUGGAGCAUCAUUAUUUCGCUGCGUUACUGGAGGCUUCACCCACCACACCUCGAGUCAUCACCACACACCUGCCCCAUCACCUGCUGGGCCCCACACUCCAGGGAUCCAAAGCAAAGGUCAUCUAUGUGAGCAGAAACCCUAAAGAUGUGGUGGUUUCCUUUUAUCACUUCCACAAAAUUGCCAAAUUCCUACCUGAGGCAGGCUCAUUUUCUGAGUUUUUAAAUCGAUUCCUCAAGGGCACACUGCACUACGGCUGCUGGUUUGACCACAUUGAAGGCUGGACCAGGCAGAAAGCAACUAUGAACAAUCUGCUUCACAUCUCCUAUGAAGAGAUGUCGAUGGACAUACAAGGUGCCAUAAAGAGGGUGAGCUCUUAUCUACAGAUUCCCCUGAUGGAGGACGAAGUCAACAACUGUGUGAAACACUGCAGCUUCAGCAGCAUGAAAGACAACAAGAUGGCCAACUACACUCUGGUCACCGAGGAGAUAAUGGACCAUAAGAAAGGUUUCUUCAUGAGAAAAGGUAAGAUUGGGGACUGGAAAAACAUGUUCACAGAGGAGCUGAAUCAAUAUUUCAAUAGCGUCCUUGAGUCCAAGAUGGUGGACUCCACUCUAGAGUUUACGUGGGAUGAGCAACAUGAAGAGGAGACACAUGCUAACAAAUCCCACUGAAAAACACAGAACUCUGAAAAAAAAGCUAAAUAAGGUUCGAUAUAAUGUUGAUUUGUGUGAGAUGGAUCACAAGUGGAUGGUUUUCUCUGGUUUGUAGUUUAAAUGAAUAAAAGGCCACUUGUGACAUGUAACGCUCAGUAGCCUUUAGUGCCUUGUUUGUAUGUUGCAGACUUGCUUUUAUUAAUGCACCUGUGCUUGAUGUGA